Aspergillus tubingensis is the source of this 1389-nucleotide messenger RNA. Its product is annotated as CorA family magnesium transporter. The record is from RefSeq and is a predicted model, not a curated record. Gene Ontology annotation, molecular function: magnesium ion transmembrane transporter activity. NCBI's taxonomy places the organism in Eukaryota, Fungi, Ascomycota, Eurotiomycetes, Eurotiales, Aspergillaceae. Gene Ontology annotation, cellular component: mitochondrial inner membrane. Gene Ontology annotation, biological process: mitochondrial magnesium ion transmembrane transport. The transcript is spliced from 4 exons. The coding region runs from base 1 to 1389 and encodes 462 amino acids.
AUGUCGGGCGUCGCUGGCUCAACGCUCUUCACCGAGCUCUUCGACUUCAAGCGAAACAAAGCUGCCGAAUCCAAAUCAUAUCUCCGCCAGCCACCUGCAUUGAUCAAUGACGGAACAGAGGGAAGCUUCAAUAUUGGCCGCGGAUUAGUGGCAAAGGCAUCUAAUGAGCCGCGCCUUCGAUGUACCGAGUUUGACAGCACCGGAAAUGUUACUCUUGUAAAUGGCGAAUUCAAGAAGAGUGAGCUGAUUGCCAAGUAUGGUCUCCUACCUCGGGACUUGCGAAAAAUCGACUCGUCUACACUGCCUCAUAUCCUAGUGCGACCGCGUGCCAUUCUUAUCAACCUCCUACACCUUCGAGUCUUGAUCAAGGCUGACCGCGUUCUCGUUUUCGAUGCGUACGGAUCCACGGACUCAUACAUGCAAUCGCUAUUUGUGUAUGAUCUCGAAGGAAAGCUACAACAGAAACAAGGACAGACUACGGGUGCAUUGCCUUACGAAUUCCGAGCGCUGGAAGCGGUCUUGAUCAGUGUCACAAGUGGUCUGGAGGAGGAAUUCAAUGGUGUUAGAGAUCCGGUCGUGAGCGUGCUUAGAGCUCUGGAAGAGGACAUCGACCGCGACAAGCUCCGACAUCUGCUUAUUUACUCCAAGAAGCUCGGCACGUUCGAACAAAAGGCUCGCCUCGUGCGUGAUGCGAUCGACGACCUGCUGGAGGCAGACGACGACUUGGCCGCAAUGUAUCUUACUGAGAACUCGCAGGGUGUCCGACGCGAGGAACACGAACAUCAAGAAGUCGAGAUGCUACUGGAGUCGUACCACAAAGUUUGCGACGAAAUUGUGCAGGCCAGCGGUAACUUGGUGACCGGAAUUCGCAAUACCGAGGAAGUCGUUAAAGCAAUCCUGGACGCCAAUCGCAACUCCCUCAUGCUUCUCGACCUCAAAUUCAGCAUUGGAACUCUCGGACUCGCAACCGGAACCCUGUUCUCCGCACUUUACGGCAUGAACUUGAAGAACUUCAUCGAAGAAUCAGACUUGGGAUUUGGCGCUGUGUCCGUCACAUGCUUUGCCAUCACAAUCGUUGUUUGUGCUUAUGGGCUCGCCAAACUGCGCAAGCUUCAGCGUGUCCGCAUGUGGGGCGAAUCUGGCGUCGGCGGCGCAUCCAUGGUCUCCCUGCCUACCAGAGGUGGUGCACUAGCCAGCCACCGGCCAAAUUGGCGCGCGGAUACCGUUGAGCCUGUUUGGGGUAGUCUUCCCGGUGAAGGGCGUGUGGAGAGGAUCAAGCGUAUUAAAGACAAUGCAGCUGCAGCUGCAGCCCGAUCUGCGACCUUGAAGGCUGCUAAUGUGCCCCCAACGUCGUCUGGAGACGCUACCAAGCAGUCAGAAAGUUCUUAA